Necator americanus (New World hookworm) is the source of this 4224-nucleotide messenger RNA. RefSeq lists its product as uncharacterized. The transcript is spliced from 37 exons. Gene Ontology annotation, molecular function: protein serine/threonine kinase activity; ATP binding; protein binding. NCBI's taxonomy places the organism in Eukaryota, Metazoa, Nematoda, Chromadorea, Rhabditida, Ancylostomatidae. Bases 1 to 4224 code for a protein of 1407 amino acids. Gene Ontology annotation, biological process: protein phosphorylation; autophagy of peroxisome; macroautophagy. Gene Ontology annotation, cellular component: late endosome; phosphatidylinositol 3-kinase complex, class III, type I; phosphatidylinositol 3-kinase complex, class III, type II. The record is from RefSeq and is a predicted model, not a curated record.
AUGAGUAUUCAAAUUCCAAAUCCUGAAAAACAUGAAGCCUCAGACGCUAUUGGAACAAUGACGACAGAGCAAUCUAUUUCGUCUCGAGCGCACUAUUUUCCGUUGGCAUAUUUUAUUCCAUUAUUUGUUUUAGAGUUCGGAUGGACUUGGUGUCGACAACAUUUAGCCCAAGAAGUGUAUCGUGAAGCGGACUAUUCAUUUAAGCAGUCAGAAAUAGUACAGAACCCCUCAGUUAAUAAACAUUUCUGUUUCUACGGUACCAGACGAUUUCGUAUACGGAGUAAAAUUAGCAUGGGCAACGUACACUCUUCAUCCAGCUCCUCCGAUGUUCUUCCAGUCGAGCAUUAUCUGAAUGAUCUAGCAUGUGGAGAACCAAUAGAAAGUCUUGGAAGUACACGUUUCAUGAAAGUUGCACGUGGCAAGAAUAGCGAAGGGGCUUGCGUUUGGAAGGUGUUUCUUACACAAGAAGAUCCGGUUGUCUUCGAACCUUAUAGGAAAGAAAUAUUCCGAAUUCGAGAUGCGCUUGUUAACGCCCCAAAUUGUUGUACAGUGAAGAAAAUCUACGUCACCCCCAAAUGUGCCGUCCUUAUACGUCCGUUUCAAAAACAAACCCUGUGUGACCGGUUAAGUACGCGGCCUUUUAUCGUUCAACAGGAGAAAAUAUGGUACAUUUACCAACUUUUUAAAGCCGUGGCGCAGUGUCAGAAGGCUAACGUUUGUCAUGGAGACUUAAAAUCGCAAAAUGUCCUCCUAUCCUCUUCAAACUGGCUCCAAAUCACAGAUUUUGCUCCCUUUAAGCCCACAUAUCUCCCCCAUGAUAACCCUUCUUCAUUCACCUUCUUCUUUGAUACAAGCCGACAUCAACACUGCUAUCUUGCUCCAGAACGCUUCCUUUCUUCCGUAGACUAUGAAAUAACACACAAAGAGAAAGGAGAUGAGUGGCUUUUUGGGUCGCUUGAACCCUCAAUGGAUUUAUUCGCUGCUGGAUGCGUUGUUUAUGAGCUGCUACAUGAAUCAGGAAAACCGCCUUUUUCGUACGGGGAAUUGUGUCACUAUCGAAGGAUGUCCACGAGUGAAGCAGCAACUUUCCUGGAAAGAUUGCUCCUCGACAUUUCUGCUGAGUUUCGCCCGCUCCUAAAAAUGUUGUUAAACCGGGAACCGUCGAUGAGAGUCACAGCUCAACAAGUACUGGAUGGUUCGGUUUUCCACUUCCCCAAGGUGCUGGAUGCGUUCUUCAGUUAUCUCAACGCUUUCCGCCCCAAAGAUCUUACAACGUCUCAAUCGGUUGAAGGAUUUGAACAGUCCCACUUUACUUUUCAUCUUGAACCCGACGACGUUAUUGCGAAGCUCAAACGUGAUGAGAAAUCGUAUUGGGAUCGUCUCACUGAAUCUGAAGAAAAUCGCCCUUACGCAAUACUUUUUAUUUCGCUCAUUACCGCUAACAUCCGUGUCCUUCGAAGCGUCCCUGCCAAAACUGAUGCUAUGAAUUUACUUGUUAAAUUGGCUUCACUUUGUAGCCCUGUUGUAGCAACCGAAAGAGUGCUUCCUUAUUUGGUAUCCUGCCUGUCCGAAAAUGAUGCACAAGUACGAGCAGCGGCAGUUUACUCAAUAACUGAACUUGUUCGACCUAUUGAACCAACCACCUUUGAGGACUCGCUUAUAUUCAUUGAUUAUCUACUACCUGAAUUGUCAUCAAUGCUAUCUGACAAAAGGCAUCCUUGUCCCACUCUCGUUCUUCUCGCUGUUGCCACCAAUCUGGGCGACCUUGCAGAGACAGCGUACAGAUUCCAUGUAGUUGGUCGUAAUUUGCGAAGUGGAGUGGCAGACGAUGAACUUUCUGGUGCUGAAAAUAUUUCGGAAGCUCAACAAGCUGCUGAUGAGAAAACUGCUCUUCAAAAGGCACUAAGCGAGUUGUUUGAGAUGCUAUGCAGUAGCCAAGAGAACAGUGUCCGUCAUUGUGCUGUCAAUCGCCAAUCACUGGGGAAAUUGUACACAUUUUUUGGAAGAAUGAAUUGUGGAGAAAUACUUCUUCGCCACAUGAUUACAUUUUUGAAUGUUAAAAGCGAUUGGAGAUUGCGUGCUGCCUUCUUCGAGUCGUUGCCGAUUUGCGUUCAAAAAAACAGCUUUGACGUGAAGCCUCUACUGCAGCAGGGGUUACAUGAUUUUGAGGAAAUAGUUGUGAUCUACGCUAUUCACUGCACAAUUGUGCUCGUGGAGACAGGGGUUCUUGAACGUAAUGAAGUGCUAGAACUUCUGGUAGAUGCGUUACCGUUCUUAUCGCAUCCGAAUGAAUGGAUCCGCCUCAUCGUCGUGGAGCUGUUGAUUCUUCUUGACUCCCGAUGGGCACUUGCAGAUACACAAUGUCGGUUGUUACCCAUGGUGCGCCCGUAUCUCAGUGAUACUGGGCUUCUUCGACUUAACAACAAGCUGGUCAUAUUAACCUGUCUCAAACCACCGAUUCCUCGAGACACUUGGAAGAAAGUGACCGAGUUGAACACUGAACAAACUGAAGCUCUCCAAUUCGUCCUAGAACGUGGCCUCAGAGGUGGUAGUAUCUCCUGCAACGAUUCGUGGUUUGUGCGAAUAUUUGGACGUGAUAGUGUAGAUGCAGAGCUGUUCGAGAAAUUGUCACAUUUCAAUCGGCUGCUCUUAAAAAUGGCUGAGUUCCGAAGAACAGCUGGAAUGGAAGCGGAGCUCACACAGCAUAAAGGAAUCAUUGAUUUAUCGUCAAAGUUGCACGCGAACGUUCGACGGAACAUACACAGCUACUCGAACAGUAGUGCUUUGCAGAACAAAGUAGUUGCACCAGCAGAUAUGAACAGUGAAUGGAACGAAAUGUUUGGUGAUGGCGAUAAAUUAAGUGAAGAUAGGUCGACAGAGGAGCGCAAUGCAGCUCAUCUUCAGAUGCAGACUCGGUCUAUGCGAACAUCCGUAUGUGGCGCCCAAUUAGCGGAGCUUCUGCAACAUAAAAGUGAAUUAUUCUAUAGGAAGUUUGGAGGUGGAGGAGGACAACGAAGGAGCUCCAGACAAGCAUCAUCAAGCGCAAAGAUUUCCGGUACUUUGAUAGCGCAAUUGCAUCAGCAUUCUGACAAGGUUACUCAGCUAGCCUUGCAACCGGAUCAAAUGCGUUUUGCUUCUUCGUCACUGGAUGGUUCAGUUUUGUUGUGGAAUUCAUGUCACGCUCUAGCUGAUAGCUAUGGAGAUAUUCGCUCAGAUGCUUCGUUCACAUUCAACAAAGACUAUCCAGUAGCGUCGAUUGGUUGGGCAAGUAAUGAAAUAUUAGCGAUGGCUAUCGGCGAUGGUCAUGUAUUGUGGACAGACGUGGGAGGUAGUGAGCCUCGCGUGGUAACAAAAGUUCAAUUGCCGGGCAUUGAAGGACCACCAGAACAGAUUCAUGUGUCGAAUAAUAUAACCUACUUAAGAAGUCAUCAUGGCGUUAUAUACUGCCUUGAUCUUAGGGUUGGCAAAACAAAUGGCCCUUUGGGAUUUCACGAAGUUUGGCGAAGAGAAGUGGUUAAGUAUCAUGGUCUAGUAACAUCGUUUUGCGUUGAUCCCGCUAUGGAGAAUUGGAUGGUUAUGUGUAGCACAAAUAAAGAGCUCAUGCUAUGGGACUUAAGGUUUCAAGUACAAGUUCUUUCAUGGAAAACACCACAUGGACUGCUACCAUUGCGAUUGUGGUCAAACCCGCUAUCGCCAGCUGUCGGACAAACACCUCCCGAGGUUUUUGUCGCCUACGGAUCACGUGGAGAAGUUGAUUUGUUUGAGUUGGGGACUACAGGACCAAUCCGAGCUCUUUGGCCUUCACUCUCCGAUCCAUUCACUUACGCGCAGUCGAGCGCAUCGGAUGAUGAUCUUCGUAAUGUAACAACUGCUCUUUGUGUUUGUCAAGAAACUGGCUACGUGUACACAGGAGACAGUGAAGGUAGCCUCCGAAGAUGGAAUCUAAAUCGAGCACCAUUGUGCGAGUACAUUAGUGGACCAAGAGAGAUGACUGCACGAUCACCGUAUAGAAUUGCUUACAAUGAAAUGGCAGCGUCUGCCGGACAACCUGCUACGAUUUAUGAGCUUCGCAUGCCCAACGAGCAAACAAAAUUGCGGAGUUAUCCUGAUUUACGGUCACAACCCUCAACUCGACAUAGGACAUCUGUCAGCGAUGUGCUCUGCUUGAAGUCUGAUUUUCUGGUUUCUUCUAGCGUAGAAGGUAUAAUCAAGAUAUGGAAAUAA